Messenger RNA from Darwinula stevensoni, 842 nucleotides. The record is from the annotation of a GenBank genome assembly. NCBI's taxonomy places the organism in Eukaryota, Metazoa, Arthropoda, Ostracoda, Podocopida, Darwinulidae.
UGCGUGCUGGCAGUGCGGCCUUCGAACAGAUGGAUCGCUCUUUGGAUGAAGCAUCCCUUAUGCUGCGUUCAAGCACUACACAAACCCUGCGCCGUAUCGUACUACCGCUCCUAAAACCUGCGCUCAUUUCUGCACUUAUUUAUAGUUUUGUUCGCUCUAUGACCACUAUUUCUGGCGUAAUUUUUCUUGCCACUGCCGAGUUUGAGCUGGCCACCGUAUAUAUCAUAGGCCGCGCUGGCAAUGGCGACUAUGGCGUUGCCUUGGCUUAUUGCACCGUAUUGAUUUUGGUAUUGUCAUCCUUUGCAGUUCUCACCCAAUGGUUGGUAGGUGAGCGCAAGCUGGGCAGACGCAAAGACUACAAAAUGCCUAACUCCAAUGCAGGUAUCGUAUUUGAAAAAGUCACCAAGCGCUAUGGCAACAACCCCAAGAUGCCCUUGGCCGUUAAGGGGGUGGAUUUUAGCAUCCCCAAAGGCACACUGACUACCAUAUUGGGCCCUUCUGGGUGUGGCAAAACGACUAUUUUGCGCAUGAUUGCUGGUUUGGAAAUGCCCACGAGUGGUGAGAUUUUUAUCAACGGCAAAAAUGUUACCACUCUUGGACCAGCAGAGCGUAACGUAAGUUUGGUUUUUCAAAGUUAUGCCCUAUUCCCGCAUAUGAAUGUGGUUCAAAAUGUGGCCUAUGGGCUGAAUAUGAGCCGAGUACCUAAGAAAGAAGCCCUGUCUCGUGCGAGCGAAACUUUGGCAAAUGUCGGAUUGGUCGGAUUCAAUGAGCGCUUACCUAGCGAGCUCUCGGGUGGCCAACAACAACGCGUAGCACUAGCGCGCGCACUUGUAUUGGAACCC